This is a messenger RNA of Penicillium lagena, 1470 nucleotides long. RefSeq lists its product as uncharacterized. Bases 1 to 1470 code for a protein of 489 amino acids. The record is from RefSeq and is a predicted model, not a curated record. Lineage: Eukaryota; Fungi; Ascomycota; Eurotiomycetes; Eurotiales; Aspergillaceae. The transcript is spliced from 3 exons. Gene Ontology annotation, cellular component: membrane. Gene Ontology annotation, biological process: transmembrane transport. Gene Ontology annotation, molecular function: transmembrane transporter activity.
AUGGCAGCUACAUCUGAGAAUGGUAGUGAGGUGAAGCCCGACAUCAUCGCGUUGGAGAAUGUAGACCCGGAAAAGGACGAGGCUCCUCCCGCAGUCGAUUAUACACCCGAGGAGCUGAAAAAGGUGAUUCGGAAGCUGGAUUUGCAUCUUCAACCACUAUGUUUCGUACUUUACACAUUUUCCGUUCUGGAUCGAUCCAACAUAGGCAACGCUAAGCUGGUUGGCAUGGAAGAUGAUAUCGAUCUUGGGGGCAACAAUUAUGCGUGGUUAGGUAACGUCUUCUACAUUGCAUACAUUAUCUUCCAGUUCAACACAUUGGGAUGGAAGAUUUUCAAGCCGCACAGGUGGGUGACCUGUGUCGUGCUGUUCUGGGGCGUUGUCAGCACAUUACAAGCAACUGCAUUCAACUGGAAAGGUCUUAUGGCCUGUCGUUUCUUCCUCGGAUGGGCAGAGACCAUGUUCGGACCCGGAAUCCCACUCUAUUACUCUUUCUUCUACCCGCGCGAAGCGAUCGGCUUACGCUUUGGAAUUUUCCUCGCUGGAGCGGCUCUCGCCAAUGCCUAUGGUGGUGCUCUUGCAUAUGGCCUAGGGCAUGUUCAUUCAAGCAUCAGCAACUGGCGAUUCCUAUUCAUCAUAGAGGGUGUUCCCACGGCCCUACUCGCCGUGGCGACUUGGUUCUUUCUUCCAGAUUCUCCAUCGCAAGCUCGAUUCUUGACUCCUAGAGAACGUGAGGUUGCGCAGGCGUAUGCGAAUAACCAACCUGGCGAUUUUAAGAAUGAGGGACUCCAACUGUCUCAACUUGGGGAAGCCUUCACGGACUACAGGAAUUAUCUUUUUGCGAUCAUUAACUUUUCCAACAACGUCAGUUUUGCCUCGCUUCCUCUCUUCCUGCCGACCAUAGUAUCGGAGAUUGGGUCUUUCUCGGAGGUGCAAUCAAACGGCGUGACCGCCCAGCCCUAUUUGGUUUGCUUUGUAUCUAUCAUUGUUGUCUCGAUUGUAUCAGACCGACUUCAACUGCGUGGACCAUUCUGCGCUUUGGGGGGAUUACUUUCCGCCAUUGGCUUCAUCCUGCUGGCAACGACCACCACUGUUGGCCCACGCUACUUUGGUACAUUUCUGGCUGUGCAGAUUUUUGUAACUACAUCGAUCGUGCUUGUCUGGAACUCCAACACGAACUCAACAGGCUCGAAGAAAGCAGGCGGUUUGUGGAUUAUUUUUACUAUUGGUCAGUGUGGACCGCUGCUGGGAACCAAUGUGUUUCCUGACAAGGACGCUCCAUAUUAUGUCAGGGGAUCUUGGAUCUGCUGCUCCUUUGCGUUGCUGGCAGCCGUCACAUCGGGCUUGUUGAGCUAUCUUCUUUGGCGCGAGAAUAAACGCCGCGAUCGUAUCUAUGGACCUGUUCAACCUGGACGGCAGGUCGAUAUGACCUCUCGUGAAGACCAGGAGGCCAACAUGAGGUUUAUUAUCUAA